Messenger RNA from Carassius carassius (crucian carp), 1897 nucleotides. RefSeq names its product WD repeat-containing protein 82-like. The transcript has 9 exons. Lineage: Eukaryota; Metazoa; Chordata; Actinopteri; Cypriniformes; Cyprinidae. Gene Ontology annotation, molecular function: protein binding; chromatin binding. Gene Ontology annotation, cellular component: Set1C/COMPASS complex. The record is from RefSeq and is a predicted model, not a curated record. Bases 190 to 1131 code for a protein of 313 amino acids.
UCCGGUUCAUUGACGAAUUUUGUCGGCGGGCUUUUUUAACGUGAUAAAAAUGUACAUCUAAAACUGUUUUCACUUAAAAAAAAAUAUUACGAAACACUCGCAACACACAAAACUGAUAAACCAGAUCCCGAUUUACUCGCUGUUUUUAACUAGACGAUCCCCAGCGCCUGGCCAGGCAGAAAGGCCACAAUGAAGCUCACAGACAAUGUGCUGCGGAGCUUCAGGGUUGCGAAGGUUUUCCGAGAGAAUUCGGACAAAAUCAACUGCUUUGACUUCAGCUCGAACGGCGAAACUGUAAUAUCGAGUAGCGAUGACGACUCGAUUGUCUUGUACGACUGCCAGGAGGGAAAACCCAAACGGACGCUGUACAGUAAGAAGUAUGGUGUGGAUCUCAUCAGAUACACCCAUGCCGCCAACACUGUUGUCUACAGCUCCAACAAGAUUGAUGACACUAUUCGAUACCUGUCCCUACAUGACAAUAAGUACAUUCGCUACUUCCCUGGACACAGUAAGAGGGUUGUUGCUCUGUCUAUGUCUCCUGUUGACGACACAUUCAUUUCUGGCUCCCUUGAUAAAACUAUUCGUCUGUGGGACCUUCGCUCACCUAACUGUCAGGGCCUCAUGCACCUGCAAGGGAAGCCUGUGUGCUCAUUUGAUCCGGAGGGGUUGAUUUUUGCGGCGGGAGUGAAUUCUGAGAUGGUCAAGCUUUACGAUCUACGCUCCUUUGAUAAGGGUCCAUUCGCCACUUUUAAACUUCAAUAUGAGCGAACCUGUGAGUGGACGGGUCUCAAGUUCAGCAAUGACGGAAAGCUCAUUCUGGUCUCCACCAAUGGAGGAACACUCCGAGUGCUGGACGCUUUCAAAGGAGCCGUGCUCCACUCAUUUGGGGGCUAUAACAACAGUAAAGGUGUCAUUCUGGAGGCCUCUUUCACACCAGACUCUCAGUUCGUCAUGAUCGGAUCAGAAGAUGGAAAGAUCCAUGUGUGGAAUGCUGAGAGUGGAAUGAAAGUAGCAGUUCUUGAUGGGAAGCACACUGGUCCAGUCACCUGUCUACAAUUUAACCCCAAAUUCAUGACCUUUGCCAGUGCAUGUUCUAACAUGGCAUUCUGGUUACCCACGAUUGAUGACUGAUGGGCCGCUGUCAGAGGUCAGCCUCUGUGAUGUUCUUCCAGCAGGUGGCAUCAUUCACCUCUCUCUUGGAGUUGAAACACAGUUGCUCACCUUAGGACUUUUGAACUGUAAAUAGAUUGGCUUUGAUGCCAAGUUGUAUUUCUUUGUUCAUUUUAUAUCUGUAUCAUUAAAACUUUUUUGUAAAACAUUGUAAAGUAAUCUGUUCACAUUUUCUGUUUUGUUUGAGGUUGUAGCAAAGUGCUUGAUCAAAUUGACUUGUGUGGGAGACGUAAAACAUUUCUGCAGAUCUGAUCUUACCUAAUCAAACUAUAGCAGAACUCAGCACCUGUAGAUUUAGAAUCUUGUGAAUGAAGAAUGGAAUGUCAAUGGAACAUUUUUUAUAUUAAAUAUGCAACCUUUCCAAAGAUAUGGUUUUGAAGCCUUUCAGACGUGCUCAUAGCUGAUGUGUGUAAUUCCAUCUGUGAGUGCAAAUUGCUUUUAUGCCAUUCUUUUACUGGGCUUUGUUUUCUUGUUUUUAUGUAUUUUGCAUUUGCAAUACUGGCAUUCUUUUGAAUCGCUUAUAAAAAACAUCUCAUAACAAUAUACACUGACCACCCCUCUCUCAAGUUUCACUUUAUUUUGUUCAAGUUAAUUUGCACUUACUGAGGAAACAAUUGUGUUUAUGCUAGUUUUGAGGGAUAAAGGCGGAGAAUGGUAAUUCGAUGAUUGUGCCAAUGUAGCCAUUUUCACUUUAAUGAAUUAAAUCUUUCAAGAGGUUACAUCCAAA